ACCGGAAGUAAUUCGGGGACACUUUUGACAGUUUCUCUAACCGUAGAAUCGCGUCACAGUUACGAUUCACGUUUUUUUCCGGCUUCUUCUUCUUCUGUCGGUUUGGUCGAUUAUUUAAAUCUCUGCUCUGAGAGAUUGUAAGCCCUGCAGUGUGUUUGUGUAAAGACAGGCUUCCAGCCAUGUCUGCUGUGGUGGAUCUGAAGACAAAGGAGGAGAAAGAUGCCGAGCUGGACAGACGUAUUGAAGCCUUGCGGAAAAAAAAUGAAGCUUUAAUGAAAAGACAUCAGGAAAUAGAAGAAGACAAAAAGAAGGCAGAGCAGGAGGGCAUUGCUGUAACGACACACCGCAAACCCCGCGCUCAUGAGCCUGAUUCAGACCGUAGGAAGACUGAAAAGGAGAACCUAACUGUGACAGUCGACCUGUCCAAAGCCAGCGGGGAAAAUCGAGUGGUGAAUGAUAGGCAGUCAGUGCCACAACAAGGUGACCGUGAAACGGAAGAAGGCUUUGCUAGUCGGCCUCCCCCUAGGAUGGGAUCUGGGCGGCUGAGCAGAGGUGGGCAGCGUGGAGGUGGUCUUCGCUUUGAGAAAAGAGAACCACGGGAAGGGGAAGGAGAUGGAGUAGGAAAAGGAGGAGGAGAGGGCCCUUCUCACAAUGAACGCUCCCGAGGACGACGGGGAGGAAGAGGAGGAGGAAGAGGAAGCACACAGCAGGGUGGCUCUGGGAUAGAUAGAAAAUCAAAGGAGUGGGAAGAGAAGAGACGGCAGAACAUUGAGAAGAUGAACGAGGAGAUGGAGAAAAUUGCGGAGUAUGAGAGGGGUCAAAGGGCUGAUGGUGAAAAGAACCCUAUCCGGAAUUUUCUGGAUGAUCCACGGCGCAGUGGACCGAUGGCUGACAGCGAUCGCAAAGAGGGGAGCCGUAGACACGUUCGCAACUGGGGUGGACUGGAUUUUGAAAACGUUAAGACUGGAGCUGAAGCAGAGAAAGAGUGGACGUAUCGGCGGCCUGCAGGGAAAGGCUCAGUGGAUAUGACUUUGUCGAUGACAGGCAGAGAACGGGCUGAGUAUCUAUGCUGGAAAAAGGAGCGUGCUCAGAUCGAUGAAGAGAGAUUGGCUCGACAUCGUAACGCCACUGGUCAGUGGAGACGAGAGUGGGAUGCCCAGAAAACAGACACGAUGUUUCCUGAGGACCCAGCUGCGGCUGGAGAGGGCAUGCCAGAGCUGAGCAGCAGGAGAGCAGAUAGGGGGCGUAAUGCCCGUGCACAGCAACGCAGUGGGGCUUCAGAUGAUAACAGAAAACCUCCCAAGGCCCCAACAUUUGGAGACUUCUUAGGGCAGGGCAGAGGGCACAGAGACAUAGGCCAUGGAAGCAGAGGAAGAGGGAAAGGUCGGGGUCAAGGCAAGAGUUACAGCAUGCAUGAUAACCGGUGGGAAGCAGAGAGAGAGGAGGAAAAAGGAAAAAAGGAGGAACAGGAAAAAGAUAAGACAAAAGUGGAUGAUAAACCCAAAGCUUCAUUAGAACAGAAGCAGAUUCCUGUUGCUGUAGUAAAAUCAGCUCCUGAAGAAGAUGAGGAUGAGUGGGAGGAUGCCAGUGAUGGAGAUGAAGAUGAGGAGGUGGAAAAGUGUGAGGGUAAAGAAGGCGCUUCCCUCAAGGAGUCUAAACCUGUACAAAAGAGCCACAGCUCCCCUGCUCCAUCUAAUCCCAGUCCAAAGGAAAAAAGGACACCCAGGCCCAAAGUACACAUCCCUUCUUCUCCACAGGAGUCUCUCACUACACCAGAGGGCACAAAGCCUGUCAGCCCCUUUUCCCCUCUAGAGGGCCACCAGCCUGUAUCAGACUGGGGAGAGGAGAUGGAGAUGCUCUCCCCAAAAAGUAGCUUGGGUGAGAGUCCAUUGAGGCCCAGUAGUAACGAAAGCAGCCCGGCUCAGAACAAGAGCCGAGAGGAGGAGGAGCACACCAGUGAUGUCGCAAACCCACCCGAACAUGUUGAAAAACAGCCUGAAACACUGCCUGUAGCAGAGUUAGCUGCUCCCGCAGUCCAGGAAGAAUUGCAACCACCACCCCCUGCUGAUUGCACCUCUAGCAGCAAUAAGGUCACAGAGCCUGUAAAGGAUUCAACCUCACAGAAGGAGGAGGCUGCAGUCCCUGCUGAUGAGCUGGAUUUAAAGCAAUCUGGAAAUGAAAGUGUGGCUCCAGUCGAGUCUACGGAUCAGCCAUGCUCAGGUUAAAGAGUAGCUGCAGUAAUUACAGCACUAGUGAUCUUGCAGGAGGGGGGAAAUAAGGCAAGGAGUGGUGAGAAGAGACAUCAGGCGUAAUGGAUAUCUGCUAACUAAAAAUAUGGAGAAUGGCAGGGCCUAUGAUGGCAUAAUCUCCACCUCCAAACAACUCAUUGUAUGAUUUUGUGUUCUCUCAGUUAUACAUGUUUUCAAAAUCUAGGACUGGAAUUUAUAGGGCUUUGGAAACCAUUUAUGUGUAAAGAUUGUAAAGAUGCAGCUCAUUAUAUGCAAGGCAAAAAAAGGCAUAAGAAACAGUGGCUGUUUAACAUGAUUUUUUUUUUAGGAGUGCACACCUUAUUCUAGUCACAAGAUAUCAGAAAUCAUUUGGAGGCAAUGCUACUUUUGCUUCGUGCUGCUUUAGUCCUCAAGGGUUAGUCAAUCAAAUGCAUGCUUUAGUUUGUGUAUGAUACCUAUGCAAACAACAUGGAAAGGGGCAUUAGAAUUAUCAAAGCUAUUUGUAAAAAUCUGGAUUGUUUUACAGUUGUUUAUGAUUGUAAUUUGCCUGCAAAAUAAGGUGCUAGAUUUACUCACGUUUAUAAUUUGUGACCCAAACUGUAUGUGUAUGUAUUAUGACCAAAGACAUAUGACUUAGAAAAUGUUUUGUACGUGACUUUGGGUCUGUCAAGAUAGAUAAUUAACAUUCGAGGAAACAAAGAAUUUGAACCUCAAUAGAACUAAUCAUGAUUUGACACUCUUGUUUUUAAUCCUAAUGUUUAAUUUUAUGUUUUCCAUUUUUGUGUAGGAUUUUUUUCAUGACAUGAAAUCAGGCAGUUUGGCUCAUUAAGGCUGCUUUAGUGGCAUGGGUUUAUACCUUUUAGGGAAUAACAAGUGAGAAUAUAUGAAUAGUAGUAUAAUUUUUAAUGGUGUACAUUCCAGUGCUUCAUGUGUCAUCUUUCACUGUUUACUUUGAGAACCAUCAUCUUAAAAAAAUUAUAAAAUAAAAUAAAACAAAAGAAAAGGAAAGGAACAUAUGAUUUGUUAUGCGUCUGUCUCCAAAUGAACUCUCCUCCUGUUUACUUUAUAAUUAGAUCUAGGUUGGUGUUUCAGCAGUGCACAUGUGGUGAUAUAUAAAAUGCUUGUAGAAUUCAUCCCACAGUGAAACACUGUUUGCGUUUCAUUUUUCAAGUAAAUGAUGCAUUGUUAUAUUUACUUUGAAGUUUCUUUUUAAAUAAAUGUAUAUCUUUGCCUUAAA
Molecule: messenger RNA, 3465 nt
Organism: Clarias gariepinus (North African catfish)
Lineage: Eukaryota; Metazoa; Chordata; Actinopteri; Siluriformes; Clariidae
Gene: ccdc9
Product: coiled-coil domain containing 9
Exons: 16
Coding region: 180-2225 (681 amino acids)
Source: RefSeq, a predicted model, not a curated record